Achroia grisella is the source of this 2139-nucleotide messenger RNA. RefSeq names its product arginase, hepatic (gene arg). The coding region runs from base 112 to 1191 and encodes 359 amino acids. Gene Ontology annotation, cellular component: cytosol; cytoplasm; nucleus. NCBI's taxonomy places the organism in Eukaryota, Metazoa, Arthropoda, Insecta, Lepidoptera, Pyralidae. The record is from RefSeq and is a predicted model, not a curated record. The transcript has 8 exons. Gene Ontology annotation, molecular function: arginase activity; manganese ion binding.
GAUUACAUGUGUACAGGAAAAUAAGCAAGUUAUCUAAGUAAUAGAGUGCAAGAUAUCAAAUCAAGUGGAAGGGCCAUGCCUCAGUUUCGUUUACUUUGUCAUUUGUGUUAAAUGAUCCGCCUAUUUUAUCCUUCAUCAUCCACUAUACGAAUUAGAGUGUUUGUGCGAAAUAUGAGCCACAGCAAGAAAUGGGAGCCGCUAAAAGGAGUUGGCAUCAUCGGUGUGCCUUUUGAGAAGGGCCAAAAGAAAUACGGUGUGAGCGUCGCGCCGGCCGCUAUGCGCUCGGCUGGUCUUAUUGACCACCUCAAAGAAAUAGAUGGACUAGAUGUUGUGGACUAUGGUGACAUCGAGACCGUAUCUCCAAAACAGUCUGUUACUGUGAACAACAUGUCACACUUGCCGACGGUAUCAGCCUGCAAUCAACAGCUCUCUGAACGUGUCUCACAAGUUCUCCGUGAUGAUCGAAUAGCAGUUACUAUUGGUGGAGAUCAUUCCAUAGGAGUUGGCACCGUAGACGGUCACUACAAAGUACACGAAGACAUGAUCUUAAUCUGGGUGGAUGCACAUGCCGACAUUAACACAAAUAAAACUUCGGAAUCGGGAUCAGUGCACGGGAUGCCGGUGGCUCUCCUUGUAAAAGAGCUAUCAGAUUAUUGGCCUUACCUACCUACGAUGGAUUGGCAAGUUCCCAAAUUUUCAAUAAAGAACCUGGGAUAUGUCGGGCUUCGGUCUGUGGACAAAUACGAGAGGUUGGUUAUUGAGAAAUAUAAUGUGCCAACAUUCGCUAUGGAGGAUAUUGAAGAGCUCGGUGUAAAAAAAUCCAUUUACCACAUACUACAAACCUUGGACCCUAAUAUGAAUAAACCGAUACAUGUGAGCUUCGACAUAGAUUCGCUGGAUGCUUUAGAAGCGCCUAGCACCGGUACUCCAGUUCGAGGUGGUUUAACUCUCCGAGAAGCGAUCAAUCUGAUGGAAAUUAUCCACUCGACCGGCCGACUGCGAGCUAUAGACCUCGUAGAGAUAAAUCCAGCUCUUGGCAACGAUGCAGAUAGGAAACGCACUAUUGAAGCAGGUCUCGCUGUCUUGAGAGCUGGUUUAGGUUUCUCAAGAAAAGGAACGGCACCUCGUGGCAUAUUGGACUUACCUAUACAAACUUACCAUGAUCGAGAAUACUUAGCAAAAUUGAAUUAAUAAAUUACCUAUAAAAGUUUUAACUUAUCUAUUAGGUAUAAGAUAAUGUACUAGGAGUAUUUAUAAACAUGCUUCAAAAAGGUUCUAAAAUUCUCAAUGCUCUAAAAUUGACUGUUGUUUUCGAGUAUAACAUGCAACAUUUCACCUUGUACCUAUACUAGCGAUUUUGGUAAUGUUUUAGUACUUCUGGUUUUGAAAAUGACGUUGAUGAUGAAUGAUAAAUAAAUCUUUUUUCUGAAAUAUUCUAGCUAGGUCUUAACUCACUUACAGUGACGUCAACAAAUAUUGUUAAUGUAUGUAAAGGACCUAUUAAGUUGUUUACUGAUGCGUAGGUAAAUGUCGUUACGCAUAAUUGAACAACUUAAUAGCUAUAAUUAGCAAAAACAAUGUACCCAACACUAUAUGUACAUAUAUCUUAAUUGCUUUUUAUGAUAAUAUUAAGCACGUUAGAUUUAAUGAUAUUAUGAAUAUUGAUGAAAACACCUUGUCCAUGUAGACAUUAUUAUUUUCUAUUUAAUGAAAUUUUAGAAUAAAAUACUUGUAUAUUUCCUUUCAUUAGUGACUGUAACUUAAGCACAUAAAUGUAUUAAACAUAAACUCGUAUUGUUCCGAUGCAUUUUCUUUGAUGUUUUCAAUAUGUCGUAUGGAAAUAGAUGUAUGUAUAUAGUAAACACUGUUCUGAAACUUCCUUUGCAAAUAAAUUAAUAUAUUAGUAAGUUCUAAAAUGGCAUAAUAGAAAGGAAGACAAUAAAUUUCAAACAAAAUUCUACUUUCUCUUAUGAUAAUUAAAGUUAAGAUAUCAAAAUACAAAAAUAAACCUUACAACUAAAAAAUACUUCAAAUAAUCACGUUAUCAGUUUUAUGAGAAACAUUCAUACACUUUUUAUUACAACAGUGUUCCCAAAUGUUUAUUUUUAAAAUAUGUUAUUUAUUGUCAUAAAGACAUAA